Molecule: messenger RNA, 666 nt
Organism: Brugia malayi
Lineage: Eukaryota; Metazoa; Nematoda; Chromadorea; Rhabditida; Onchocercidae
Gene: Bma-rtfo-1
Product: MGC89486 protein, putative
Exons: 5
Coding region: 1-666 (221 amino acids)
Source: RefSeq, a predicted model, not a curated record
AUGUUCCAGCAAGAAGCCGAACAGUAUGGAAAUGUUGAGGAAGUACAAUUAUUACAGCAACAAAUUGAUGAUUUGGAAACAAGGGCCGCUGAAUUGGAACGACGUCGUUCACAAAGCAUUCGUGGUAUUAGUUGGAUCAAUCAACGUAACAGACAGGCCAUCAAAGAUGCUAUUCUCAGUGGUCAAGUGCAUAUUGAAACUUCUGGUCAAGAUGAUCCGUUCACUCGGAAGAAUGCCCGAAUGAAGCCUGUCCCUGGAAGAGAUAAAAUGACUCAACAGUUGAAUGAGAGGAGAGAUGUAGACGUUAGCAAUAAUGAUGAAUCAAUAUUUCAUGUUUUAUGUAAAGAUUCUGCAUCAAGCUCGCAUUCGACAGUUAUUGAGCUAAAUGAUCAAAAGCCAUCCUCUCAUAAAGGAGCAAUCAGUAUUGGUGGAGCGCGAGGCCCGAGUGGACCUGUCUCUGAUCUUUUCAAUGCUCAUAAUUUCGAUGUUGAUAUUGACAUUGCCAUACCGGUACCGAUGACACAAUCUUCCAGUGCUCCGUCACUCACUUCAAUGGAUGUCAAUUCAAGGUACCCUGGUUUUGGUAGUAAUCGAUCAGCAAUAAAUAGAGGAUCAUCUAGACCACUAAGUCUCGAAGAUUAUAAACGUCGUAAGAAUCUUUUGUGA